This is a messenger RNA of Salmo salar (Atlantic salmon), 8073 nucleotides long. Its product is annotated as peptidyl-prolyl cis-trans isomerase A. The record is from RefSeq and is a predicted model, not a curated record. Gene Ontology annotation, molecular function: peptidyl-prolyl cis-trans isomerase activity; zinc ion binding; GTPase activator activity. Gene Ontology annotation, cellular component: cytoplasm; nuclear pore. Gene Ontology annotation, biological process: protein folding; NLS-bearing protein import into nucleus; protein peptidyl-prolyl isomerization. NCBI's taxonomy places the organism in Eukaryota, Metazoa, Chordata, Actinopteri, Salmoniformes, Salmonidae.
UCAGCUUUAACUUUCCAUCACUUACGUUUCCUAAAAGAGACAGAGACCUGUUUUAACAAUCCUAGCCUGGCCUCUGUCCAACACCACACACCCUUUGUCCAACACCACACCCCCUACAGACAGAGUACAGCACAAACAACACCCACCGAAUCAGGAAACGUUCCCACUCUCCCACACAACAAGCAUUUCCAGAGAAAUGAAACUGAUCUGUGAUACUUUGCUGCUCAGCCCGUUGAUGUGUUUACUAUAAUGGCAGAUGCAAUGGACUUGAUAAAUUGUUCAAUUUGCCUGGAUCUACUGAAGGAUCCUGUGGCUAUUCCCUGUGGACACAACUACUGUAUGGGCUGUAUUGAGGACUGCUGGAAUCAGGGUGAUCUGAACGGUGUCUACAACUGUCCACAGUGUAGAAAGACCUUUUCCCCGAGGCCUGUUUUGAACAAAAAUACUCUACUGAUUGAAUUGGUGGAGAAACUGAAGAACACAGGACUCCAUGCUGCUUCUCCUGCUCACUGUUUUGCUGGACCUGGAGAUGUGGAGUGUGAUUUCUGCACUGGGAGAAAACUAAAAUCUGUGAAAUCCUGUCUGGUGUGUCUGGCCUCUUACUGUGAGACUCAUCUACAGCCUCAUUAUGAAGUAGCUCCAUUAAAGAAGCACAAGCUGGUCAAAGCAUCCACACAACUACAUGAGAAGAUCUGCUCUCAUCAUGAUAAACUGCUGGAGGUUUACUGUCGUACCGAUCAGCAGUGUAUCUGUUAUCUUUGUACAGUGGAUGAACAUAAAGGCCAUGAUACAGUGUCAGCUGCAGCAGAAAGAGCUGAAAAGCAGAAACAGUUGGAUGAGAAACAGCAGAUAUUAAAGCAGAGAAUCCAGAAGACAGAGAUGGGGGUGUUGGGGGCGAGACAGUCUAUACAGUUUGUCAAGAGCUCUGCACAGGCAGCAGUGGAGGACAGUGAGAGGAUCUUUCCUGAGCUUAUCCGCUCCAUUGAGAGAAGGAGCUCUAUGGUGAAGCAACUGAUCAAAGCCAAGGAGAUGGCUGAAGUGAGUAGAACUGAAGGACACCUGAAGCAGCUGGAGCAGGAGGUUGUUGAGCUGAGGAGGAAAGACGCUGAGCUGGAGCAGCUCUCACACACAGAGGAUCACAUCCAUUUCCUCAAGAGUUUCCAGUCUUUCUCUGUCCCGCCGGGAAUUGAGGGCUUACCUAGCACUUUUAACCCUCAUGUCUCCGUUGAAGAUGUCAAGAAGUCACUCUCUGAACUACAAGACCGAAUGGAGAAUGUAUUCAAUGAGGAAAUGGUAAAGAUAUCUAGAAAAGUUGGAUAUGCCUUUCAUUUAGCCAGUAGCCCAAUGAGGAAAAUCCUCUUCUGCUUUGGAGAAUGCACCUCUGGCUUCAGCUUCCAACCAGUUAUCAGUCCCUCCAAGUCCCCGGCCAAGCUGAACCAGAUCAGAGUGUCUGUGGACGAGGACCAGGACGUGACCCAAGAGAAUGACAAACAGGCUACUAAAACUAAAGUCUUUACUGGUGGGUCAGCUUCAGUGGGAGGAUUCACUUUUAGAUUUGGGGCCGACUCUCAGCCCGCCACCAACCCUCCCCUCCCAGAGCCUGGCUACUUCACCAAGCCCUCCAUUGUACCUGUCCAACCACCAAAGAGCGUCGAGGGGAAGCCUGUGGGAUUUGGGAAGAUCUCUUUUGGCCAGCCGAUCCCUGCUGAGCCUCCUAAGUUGCCCAGCUUUGGUGCUGGAAUAGUCGCCCAGUCCACUCCAUCAUCCGCUGCCUUUAAAUUCAACUCCAACUUUAAAUCCAAUGAUGGGGACUUCACCUUCAAGUCCAAAAACAAUGAGAGCCUGUUGGGUCUUCUGACAUCAGACAUUCCCACCAAAUCUGAGGGUCCCUCAGAGGGGAAGCCCCAAGAGCCUCGUAGCCAGGGAGGGAUUUUUACCUUUGGCACUAAAAGCACUCAUGGGUUCUCCUUUGCUGACACAAUCCAGAUCCAGGACAAACCAAACCUGUUUGGAAAAAUUGACCAGCCAUUUAGUUUCACUGAUGUAACCAUGCCAGUAUUUGGGCUGGCAAACACAGCGGAGGAGGAGGAGAAGGGAGCAGAGAGCAAUAACGACAGCACUCAUGUGGAGGAGGACGAGGAUGGGCCUCACUUUGAGCCUAUUGUGCCCCUCCCUGACAAAGUAGACGUGAAGACUGGAGAGGAGGAAGAGGAGGAGAUGUUCUGUAACAGGGCCAAGCUGUUCAGAUUCGAUGCGGAGACAAAAGAGUGGAAAGAGAGAGGUAUCGGCUUAGUCAAAAUCCUAAAGCACAGUAGAUCAGGAAAAGUGCGUCUACUGAUGAGGGAGCAGGUUCUGAAGAUCUGCGCUAACCACUACAUCACGCCAGAUAUGCUCCUGAAACCAAAUGCUGGAUCUGACAAGUCCUGGGUCUGGAAUGCCGUUGAUUAUGCGGAUGAGGAACCAAGACCUGAGCAACUGGCCAUCCGGUACAAAACGCAAGACGAGGCAUUGCUCUUCAAGACAAAGUUUGAAGAGGCUCAGAAGAUCGUUCCCAAAUCUCCAGAAAAGCAGCAAGAUCAGUCAGAUAGGAAACCCUCUGAUCCAUUGGCGACAAACUUUACUGCCCAGUUUGCAAAGAAGUACGAGGAGUGGGACUGCAAUGUGUGCUGUGUAAGAAAUGCAGCAAAAGUUAUGCAGUGUGUUUCCUGCCAGACUGCCAACCCUAAUGUCCCAUCGAAGCCGGCCCACACACUGACUACUGACAUCAAAGGCUUUACUAGUGGGGCAGCUUCAGUGGGAGGAUUUACUUUUAGAUUUGGAGCUGACUCGUCAAAAGACACCAGCAGCUCAGGAUCUAUUGGAAAAGGAUUUGGGUCUUUUGGAGCUCAGAUACCCUCCUCCUUUACGUUUGGAACCAGUGGCACCACUUAUAUACCUGCUGCUGGUUUUGUUGCCCAGUUUGGAAAGAGGCAAGAAACCACAAAAGUAGCAGCAGAAUCAAAGCCCUCAACCAUGCCAUUUGACUCUGGAUUUGGUGUGCAGUUCGGCAAAAAGCCAGGACAGUGGGACUGUGAUACAUGCGCUGUAAGAAAUGAGGCAUCUGCAAACAGUUGUCUCUCUUGUCAAACUCCUAACCCUUCAGGAAAAGCUGCUGCUGGUGCCCCAGCUUUGGCAACCCUCUCAACUAGGUCUGGAUUUGGUGCCCAAUUCAGCAACAAACUAGGGCAAUGGGACUGUGAUACAUGCGUUGUAAGAAACGAGGCUUCUUCAAGCAGUUGUGUUUCUUGUCAAACUCCUAACCCUUCAGCAAAAUCAACAGUAGAGGUAGCACCAACAACAAAGCCAACAGUGUCAGGCUUUGCUGCUCUUUUUUCAAAGAAGGAUGGACAAUGGGACUGUGACACCUGUCUAGUGAGGAAUGAUGCAUCUGCCUCUAAGUGUGUUUCCUGCCAGACACCCAACCCCAAUGCUAGCAGCUCCUCUUUUGGGGCCAUGUUUGCCAGGCAGGGGGGACAGUGGGACUGUGACGCAUGUCUAGUCAGAAACAACAACUCUGCUAAUCAAUGUGUCUCCUGUGAGAUGCCCAACCCCAAUGUUAAGAGCACAGCAACAGCCGCCACUUCCAGCUCAUCUUUCAGCUUUAACUUCGGGCGUCGGAGUGCCUCUACUCAACCCACAGGCACUGGGUUUAAAGCAAACUUCAACAGUGACAGCUCUUUGCAGUUUGGUACAGGCAAAGUUGAUAAACGUUCCCCUGCAUCCUUCAAGUUUGAGACCCCUCCUCAGGCUGAAAGCAGUACCCCCAGUGCUGCAGGCUUCUCUUUCACCAUGCCCAUCCCAGCAGGUGGCUUUAAGUUUGGCACUCAGGAAACUGCAAAGGAAACCCUACCAGCUGAAACUCAGACUCCUGCUUCAGGGUCUGCAUCAAUGUUCCUGAAGAAUAUCGCAGAGCAGCACAAAGAGAAAGAGAAGGAAUCUGGUGUCAGUGUAUAUGCAUCAGCGCUGUCAGUGGACAAGACAGGUCAGGAUGAAAAUCCCCUCUUCACUAGCAAACCCAACGACUACAGUUUUGCAGACUUGGCUAAAAACUCACAAGGAGACUUCCAGUUUGGCCAGACUGACUCCAUUUUCAAAGGCUUCACCCACGCUGGUGAGCAGCUGUUCACAUCCCUUCAGUCAAACCAGAAGGCAGACACCUCAGCUGACCAGGAUGAGGAGGACAUAUACAAGACAAAGGAGAAUGACAAUAUCCAGUUUGAGCCUGUGGUCCAGAUGCCAGAGAAGGUGGACCUGGUCACAGGAGAGGAGGACGAAUUGGCCCUCUACUCCCAGAGAGUGAAGCUCUUCAGGUUUGACGGAGACAUCAGCCAGUGGAAGGAGAGGGGCGUUGGGGUCCUCAAGUUCCUGAAGAACGCCACCAAUGGCAGGCUUAGGGUUCUGAUGAGGAGAGAGCAGGUCCUGAAGGUAUGUGCCAACCACUGGAUUACCACCACCAUGAACCUGAAGCCCUUGGCUGGCUCCGACAAGGCCUGGAUGUGGCUGGCUAAUGACUUCUCUGAUGGAGAUGCCAGACUGGAGCAACUCGCUGCCAAGUUUAAAACCCCUGAGCUGGCUGAGGGGUUCAAGCUAAAGUUUGAGGAGUGUCAGAGGCUCCUGUUAGACAUCCCACUGCAGACUCCUCACAAGCUUGUUGACAUGGGCAGAACUGCACAUCUCAUCCAGAAGGCAGAGGAGAUGAAGUCCGGCCUGAAAGAUCUUAAAUCUUUCCUGACCGAUGACAGAACCAAGAUCAAGGAGGACGACAGCCAAGCUAACAUCACGACAGCCAGUAACACCUCUGGUCUGAUUAUCAAGCCCCACGCGGAGAGCACUGGCCCUACCUUAGAAUGGGACAGCUAUGACCUGAGAGAAGAGGCUCUGGACGACAGUGCUGACACCUCUGUCUACGCCUCACCCCUGGCAAGCAGCCCAAUCAGGAAGAACCUCUUCUGCUUUGGAGAAUCCACAGCUGGCUUUAACUUCAGCUUCCAGCCUGUCGUCAGUCCCGCCAAGUCGCUGGCCAAGAUGAACCAGAGCGGGGUGUCAAUGAACGAGGAGCAGGACAUUAGCCAGGAGGAGGAGCGGGAUGGCCUGUACUUUAAGCCUGUGGUUUCCCUGCCAGACCUGGUAGAGAUCUCCACUGGAGAGGAGAAUGAAAAUGUGUGUUUCAGCCACAGGGCAAAGCUGUAUCGCUAUGACAAAGACCUGAACCAGUGGAAGGAGAGGGGCAUCGGCGACCUCAAGAUACUGCAGAACUACAACACCAAACGAGUCAGACUCAUCAUGAGGAGAGACCAAGUCCUGAAAAUCUGCGCCAACCACUGGGUCACAUCUUCUAUGAAGUUGGAGCCCAUGAAGGGUGCUGAGAAGGCCUGGGUCUGGAGCGCUAUUGACUUUGCCGAGGUAGCUAAGGGAAAUGUUGAGCAGUUAGCUGUGAGAUUCAAACUGAAGGAUGUGGCUAACUCCUUCAGAGAUGUCUUUGACCAGGCUAAAACUGCCCAGGAGAAUGAGAUUCUGGUCACUCCAAUAGCCUCCAGUGAGACCCUUCCUCAGAAGGAAGCAAUAGCGAUGGGGACAACAGUGCUUGGACAAGCUAGCCUUCUCAACCUCUCCAGGAUGGUGAUGUCCCCACCCAAGUUCCUCUUUAGAACAGACUCUCUCCAGAAGUUCUUUGGAAGCAGCCCCCCAUCGUCCAAGAAGGAUGGUUCUUCAGAGAGCUCCAAGGUUAAAGACAGCGGUCGGACCUCCCAGCCUUUAACUGCAUUCAAAAUCUCAGAAAAAGCACCCUCCCAGGCGGAGGCCGACGGUGAGGUGGAAGUGGUGUAUGUGAGGCAGCCAACAGUUGAGCAGGCUCUUCUGGCCAGGGAACUCAUGCUGCCUCUCACCUUCUUCUGCUACCAGAACGAACCAGGAUAUACCAGCGACGACCAGACAGAUGAUGAGGACUUUGAGACAGCAGUUAAAGCCCUGAAUGGAAAACUGUACCAGGAUCCUCCUGAGAGAGAGGCUGCAAGUGCAGGUUCUGCAGGCCAGGCCGAGGCAGGUGUUGAGGGUCUGGACCCGGAGGUUGAGGUGGUAUGGGAGAAGAGGCCUACUCCAGAGGAAGAACAGAAAGCCAGGAACCUGCAGCUACCUUCAACCUUCUUCUGUGGUGAAGGCAGCGACAGCGAGGCAGAGAAGGACAAGCCUGAGGACUUUGAGACAGAGGUCCGCAAAGCACAGGAGGCCCUGGAUGCUGAGAGAAGCUCAGACCCUGUUUCAUCUGAGGCUGUGUCCUCCAGCACCGGCGAAGUCCAGUCCACUACAGCAGAAAAACAGGUGGAGACUAAGUCAGGGGAGGAGGAUGAGGAGAUCCUGUUUAAGGAGCGUACCAAGCUGUACCGCUGGGAGAGAGACCUGGGCCAGUGGAAGGAGAGGGGUGUGGGAGACAUCAAGAUCCUCUUCCACCCCGAUAAGAGGUUCUACCGGGUGCUGAUGAGGAGGGAGCAGGUUCUGAAGGUCUGUGCCAAUCACACCAUCUGUCAGAGCAUGGAGCUCAAACCCAUGAACACUUCUAACCAAGCCCUAUUCUGGACAGCUACUGACUUUUCAGAGGGUGAGGGUAAGGUGGAACAGUUGGCAGCCAAGUUUAAGACAGCGGAGCUGGCCGAGUGUUUCAGGAAGACCUUCUGUGAGUGUCAGAGUCGUAUGAGCCAAUCAGAGGCCUCAUCCCUCUCCUCCCCCCAACUGUCCAGGGUACAGGAACAUUCCAGAGACGCCAAUCCCCAGGUGUACCUCUCUAUCUCCGCUGAUGACGAGCCCCUGGGAACGGUCACCAUAGAACUGUUCUCUCACAUCGUCCCCAAGACAGCUGAGAAUUUCAGAGCGCUGUGUACAGGACAGAAAGGCUUCGGGCUGCGCAACUCUGUCUUCCACAGGGUCGUACCGGACUUCAUGUGUCAGGGUGGAGACAUCACCAACCAGGAUGGGACGGGAGGGAAAUCCAUCUACGGGGACAAGUUUGAGGAUGAGAAUUUUGACGUGCGCCACACAGGCCCGGGGCUGCUGUCCAUGGCCAACCACGGCCGAGACACCAAUAACUCCCAGUUCUUCAUCACUUUGAAGAAGGCUGAGCACUUGGACUUCAAACACGUGGCCUUUGGCUUCGUCAGAGAGGGCAUGGACGUGGUUCGCAGCAUGGGAGAGCUGGGCACCAAGACUGGCAAACCCAGCAAGAAGAUUGUCAUCACCGAAUGUGGACAACUGUAGAGCUUCGCUCUGUUCACUGACUGUUGACAACUCAACUGUAGGGCUGAGAUCUGGUCACUGACUGGACGGCUAUCGUCAUUCGCUCGGCUCAUGGACUGGACAGUGAUAAGCUUUCAAACUGUGGAGCGGACAACUAUAGUAGGCAAAUCUCAAAUGAGACCCUAUAUCCCAUGUAAUGUAAAACAUGUUUUUUGUGUUUUUGUUUCUUCCAGAGCCCAUGUGGAGUGCACUAAGGGUUCUGGCAGUGCACUACGGUGGGAAUAGGGUGUCAUUUGAGACAUAGAUGGUCUCCUUUUCAUAAGUGUUGCCAGACCCUGAGGGCAGCAUGUGACUGUGUGAGUCCUCAGACUUAGUUUUUGUGUAUAAUGUACAUUACCUUCUUUUUGGGGGGUGGGGUUCUUUUCAUGUGUUCCAAUAAGAGUUGAAAGCGCUGGUUACUUCAUAAGCUCCCUAACUUGAUUGUUUUUGUAUAAUUAAGCCUUAAUUGAGAUUAAGAAACCUUGUUUAAAAACCAACCUCUGUUCAUUUUGAACUAUGUUCCUCUCUCCUGCUCCCUGUGAAUACUUUUAGCUGUGUUUUUGUGUAUACAUUGAUUUCAUAAUGUGCAUUGAGGCGACCCUUGUUCGUGUUAAACUCUGAAGGUAGGAAUAUGACGAACUAUAACCUGCUGUGUGACACUUUGGGAGAGGGAUGACAUAAUAUAUUAUGGUACUGAAAGACACUUCUAUGGUGUUCUGUUGACAAAAAUUCUUAUUUUCAAUAAAUAAAUGAUAUCUCGACAAACCA